AUGUCCUCAGUGGCGGAUCCAGAAGCUAUCAUUAAUGCGUUCGUCAAAACCAUACGUCCAGCUUUCAUUUCUACCGUGGUACAUGCUGCUUUCUCUGCCUCUUUGUUUGCCCUCUUUGUUGUCCUUCUUGCACUCUCCACCAAGGAGUCUCGAUGCUGUGUGGUGUUCCCACUGAAUGUAUUUGCUAUCUGCAUCGUCCUAAAAAUGGGCGUAUUACUUGGCUUCAGCGAAGGGAAGGUCGCAGUAGGUCGGCCCUAUUGGCUAUCGCCAAAUAUCCCCCUUGCUGGACUUGCUUUCACCCUCUUCCCACCAUUACUAUGCGACUCGAUAUUGUUAAUUCGCCUCUUUGCACUGUAUCCGCUUUCCAGUACACGCCCGGCCACUCUAUUGAAGAUCUUUGCAUUCCCAUUCUGCAUCAAAUGCGCCCGAGUAGUAAUUCUUACUCUUUUCUUUAACAAAUAUGUUGGUUCUGCGACGACUGCAGAAGGUCUCGCCCAGAGUGAAGACAGCACCUGGUUUUGUAACCCUUAUAUGGUCGCAGAAUGGACGAUGCAAAUAGUGGACACAUCAGGAAAAUAA
Molecule: messenger RNA, 579 nt
Organism: Pisolithus orientalis
Lineage: Eukaryota; Fungi; Basidiomycota; Agaricomycetes; Boletales; Pisolithaceae
Exons: 2
Coding region: 1-579 (192 amino acids)
Source: RefSeq, a predicted model, not a curated record